Messenger RNA from Galeopterus variegatus (Sunda flying lemur), 2316 nucleotides. RefSeq names its product AMMECR1-like (gene AMMECR1L). The record is from RefSeq and is a predicted model, not a curated record. Bases 153 to 1085 code for a protein of 310 amino acids. NCBI's taxonomy places the organism in Eukaryota, Metazoa, Chordata, Mammalia, Dermoptera, Cynocephalidae. The transcript has 7 exons.
AUAGGUACAGGAAGAAGGAAUGGAACCAAAAGGAAGAAAAUUUGUUGCAGAGCCAAAAUAGCUCCCCUCCGCUAUUGUAGCUGUUCUGCUGGCAAUACAAACUUUCUGCUUUCAGGUUCUGCAGCAUUCCAGACCUCAAGCACUGAAUCAGGAUGGGAAAAAGACGUUGUGUUCCUCCACUCGAGCCCAAGUUGGCAGCAGGCUGUUGUGGGGUCAAGAAACCCAAAUUAUCUGGAAGUGGAACGCACAGUCACGGGAACCAGUCCACAACUGUCCCUGGCUCUAGUUCAGGACCUCUACAAAAUCACCAGCAUGUGGACAGCAGCAGUGGACGGGAGAAUGUGUCGGACUUAACUCUGGGACCUGGAAACUCUCCCAUCACACGAAUGAAUCCCGCAUCGGGAGCGCUGAGCCCUAUCCCUCGGCCCAACGGAACUGCCAACACCACUAAGAAUCUGGUGGUGACUGCAGAGAUGUGCUGCUACUGUUUUGAUGUACUCUACUGUCACCUCUAUGGCUUCCCACAGCCACGACUUCCUAGAUUCACCAAUGACCCCUAUCCACUCUUUGUGACAUGGAAGACAGGGCGGGACAAGCGGCUUCGUGGCUGCAUUGGGACCUUCUCAGCCAUGAAUCUUCAUUCAGGACUCAGGGAAUACACGUUAACCAGUGCACUUAAGGACAGCCGAUUUCCCCCCCUGACCCGAGAGGAGCUGCCUAAACUUUUCUGCUCUGUCUCCCUCCUUACUAACUUUGAGGAUGCCAGUGAUUACCUGGACUGGGAGGUAGGGGUCCAUGGGAUUCGAAUUGAAUUCAUCAAUGAAAAAGGCGUCAAACGUACAGCCACAUAUUUACCUGAGGUUGCUAAGGAACAAGACUGGGAUCAGAUCCAGACAAUAGACUCCUUGCUCAGAAAAGGUGGCUUUAAAGCUCCAAUUACCAGUGAAUUCAGAAAAACGAUCAAACUCACCAGGUACCGAAGUGAGAAGGUGACAAUCAGUUAUGCAGAAUAUAUUGCUUCUCGACAGCACUGUUUCCAGAAUGGCACUCUUCAUGCCCCGCCCCUCUACAAUCAUUACUCCUGACACACGGCUGCAUGACCAGUCCCACCCCCCUGUGGCCACCAAUGGCUAUGACAUCAUUGGAGCAGAUGCCUCCUCUUCCUGGUCCAGUUACUUCUAUUACUGCACCAUUUUAUGAUGCUAGCUUCCGUUGCCAAGCCUGCCUCCCACUGACUGAGGGGUGGGGUGGGGUUACACUGAAUGAAACAGAACUUGAGGGGCCCAAGCCUUAUUUCAGCUUUUCCUCAAUAUGGGGUUCCGUUGGAUUGGGGCUCCUCCAUGACUAGGAGAAUUACUGUGUGGGUUCAGAAGACUUUAUCUGGUGAUUUGCCAUAUGUGUGUUGGCCACACACUGGAAGCUGGAAUUGAUGAUCCAUGAAGGCUUACCCCCCACACACCACUUCAGCCUCCCCAGAUCAAGUAGGUGUAUUCCCCUGGCAGUCUGGGCAACGGAGACCAACAAGAAACAUUUUUAGGUUGUUUUAAAUUCCUUUUUUUAAACUUCCAGUUUAUUGCAUACCAAGAAUUGAUCACAACCUCCAUACUUCAUAAAUGGACGCCAUGUUAGGGUUGAACGUGGGCACCAUGAGUCCUUUGAGGCUCCUGGACAGAGACCCACUUCAAGAUCGGAAGCCCUUUGGAUGGCGUUGCAGAUCUCAUUGCUCAAUAAGCCGUGAAGGUUUUAAUUCUCAUCCCACUGUCAGUUGGAUUUUCUGGCACUUACUGCAUUGAGUCUUCUGGUAUUGAACAGAGCCCUGUGGUGUAGCCUGCUGAGGAAUGGAAUGGAGAUGCCCACGGGAGGUCCUGAUACCAUUGCUACAUGCAAGUGUGAAAGGAGAGACCUUUUCCUUACCACCGGCUACCUCACUCCUCUACUGGUAGCAGUGCCUAUAGCUGGAUCUAGGUUCUCAGAAGCAUUGAUGUGCAAACAAGCAGUUGGGUUGGGCUUUAGGAGGCCACAUGAUCAUAAGAGAGAAUCCAGGGUCUCCAAGUUGGUUUUCUUUCCCGGCAAACAUCCCAAGGGACCUUGAAGAAGGGAAAUUCCUUUUUCUGGUUUGCCUGUAGAAGUGGGAAGGCUUGAUGUUUCAGUCCUUUACACGACUUUAGAACAAAGCUGUGUAAUUAAACAAGGUGAAUCUUUAUCUUUCCUAACAUGCUAGGAAUCUUCAGCCCGCCCACCAGGGCAAAAUUCCAAAUAGCUCAUUUUAUUCUAGGUCAUUCAAACUUUCAUGUGACAUAUUUCCCCCUUCCAUUG